Molecule: messenger RNA, 3100 nt
Organism: Gallus gallus (chicken)
Lineage: Eukaryota; Metazoa; Chordata; Aves; Galliformes; Phasianidae
Product: protocadherin beta-16-like
Exons: 1
Coding region: 198-2627 (809 amino acids)
Biological process (GO): homophilic cell-cell adhesion
Cellular component (GO): plasma membrane
Molecular function (GO): calcium ion binding
Source: RefSeq, a predicted model, not a curated record
AGGCGGGAGGAGGCGGCGGAGAGCGGCGGCAGAGAGCGGCGGCGGAGAGCUGUUGUCCGUGCUCUGAGCUCGGAGUGAGCCGCCGGCGGGCCGGGGCGGCCGCGCUCCGGUCUCCGUCCGCACCCGGCGAGAGGCAGCGAGGGAGGCAGCGAGGGAGGCCGCUUGCCGGGCGGCCGGAGGCUGUCCGCCGCCCCGCCAUGGCGGCUGCAAGGCAAGUGCUGUGUCUGUGGGCUUUGCUGGGCGUGCCGCGCGUUCGCUGCGAGCCCAUCCGCUACUCCGUGGCCGAGGAGGGCGAGAGCGGCUCGGUGGUGGCCGACGUGGCGGAGGACGCGGGGCUGGCCCCGGCGCAGCUCUCGGCUCGCCGGGCGCGCAUCGCCUCGCCGGCCGGCCGGCAGCACUUUCGCUUGGAGCGCGGCAGCGGCCGCCUCGUUGUCGCCGAGCGGCUCGAUCGGGAGGAGAUGUGCGGACGCUCCCGCACCUGCACGCUCGCCUUCGAGCUGCUGCUCGCCGACCCGCUGCAGUUCUUCCCGAUCGAGGUGUCCGUGGAGGACAUCAAUGACCACUCGCCGGUCUUCCCGGACGAACGAGUGACCUUUAAGAUCCCUGAGAGGGGCGACCCGGGCUCGCGUUUCCCUGUGGGGGCGGCUCAGGACCUGGACAUUGGCAGCAAUGACAUCCAGGCGUACAGCAUCAUUCCUGAGAACGAGUUCUUCACUGUCUUCAUUCAGAGUGAGAAUGGGAAGUUUAUAGAACUGGUUUUGGAGAAGCCUCUGGACAGAGAGGAGCAGCCAGAGAUGGAUUUCACUCUCGUUGCCACCGAUGGGGGCUCUCCGCCCAGGAGCGGGACCACCCAAAUCCACAUCAUAGUUAUGGAUGUAAAUGACAAUGCUCCCGUCUUCACACAGAAGGUCUACAUUGGUCAUGUUUUGGAAAAUGCUCCAGAGGGCUCUGUAGUUCUCAGAGUGGUGGCCAUUGAUGCAGAUGAGGGUGUUAAUGGGGACAUCUCGUAUCAGUUCAGCCAAUCAGUAGGACACAGGCAUUCAUUGUUCACGAUCAACUCCAAAACAGGUGAAAUUGGCAUUGCAAAGCCUUUAGAUUUUGAGACUGAAAAGAAACAUGAACUUACCGUGCAGGCAAUUGAUGGUGGGGGACUCUCAUCCAUGUGCAAUGUGAUAGUGGAGGUGCUGGAUGUGAAUGACAAUGCGCCGGAGAUCAUGGUCAGUUCCUUCAACAGCCCAAUCCUGGAGAAUGUAGAACCUGGAACAGUGGUCGCACUCUUUGCUGUCAGGGAUCAGGAUUCCGGUGUAAAUGGGGAGAUUACAUGUGCCCUUGAGGAACAGCUCUCCUUCGCCCUCAGGCCAGCCUUCAAGAACUACUACGAGCUGGUGACUGUGCGCACACUGGACCGGGAGGAGAGAGCACGGCACAUGGUGGUCGUCACGGCAGCAGAUGCAGGCUCUCCUCCUCUCACCAGCACCCACACCUUCAGCGUGGACAUCUCCGAUGUCAACGACAACGCACCCGCCUUCAACCAGACGUCGUACACCAUGUACGUGCAUGAGAACAAUGCACCUGCACUGCUCGUCGGGGCCGUGAAGGCGACGGAUGCGGACGCGGGGCCCAACGCCAAGGUGAGCUAUUCCGUGGUGCCAGCCCGUGGCCCGGAAGAAGAGCCCUGCUCGUGUGUGUCCGUGAACUCGGAGAGCGGAGGCGUGUUUGUGCUGCGGCCGCUGGACUACGAGCAGCUGAGGCAGCUGGAGGUGGUGGUGAGCGCUGCAGACGCGGGGUCCCCUCCCCUCAGCAGCAGCGUCAGCGUCCGCCUGCUGGUGGUGGACGAGAACGACAACGCGCCGCUGGUGCUGCACCCCAGCGCGCAGGACAGCAGCCCUCCUUCCAGCGAGCUGGUGCCCGCCGGGGCCGAGGCGGGGGACCUGGUGAGCAAAGUGGUGGCCGUGGACGCCGACUCGGGUCAGAACUCGUGGCUUUCCUACCAGCUGCUGAGGGCCACGGAGCCGGGGCUGUUUGCUGUGGGUGCCCAAAGCGGGGAGGUGCGGCUGAGGAGGCCGCCGACCGAGAGGGACGCUGCGAAGCAGAAGCUCGUCGUGCUGGUGCGGGACAACGGGCGGCCGCCGCUGUCGGCCACGGCAGCGCUCAGCGUGCUCCUCGUCCCCGGCUCCUGGGACGCUCAGCUGCCGCAGCAGAGCCCUGCUGCAGGCGAGGACGACGGCUCCCUCACCACCUCUUUGAUCAUCGCCUUGGUCUUUGUGUCGCUCCUCUUCUUGCUGUCGGCGGCCGCCUUUGUCGCCUGCAAGGUGUGCAAGAGGAAGGAGCUGAGUAGCGGGCCCGUGCUUUACGGCGCCAGCAGCGUGCAGAGCUACGUGGCUGACGGGGCCGCUGCCGGGACCCUGCCCCACGCCUAUUGCUACGAGGUCAGCCUCACCACGGGCUCGGGCAACAGCGAGUUCAAGUUCCUGAAGCCCGUCCUCCCCAGCCUGCCAGCGCAGCACUGCAGCACGGGGGUGGGUGGCGCCCAUGCUGAGGAGUUCCCUCCCGUGCCUGUCACUAUGGAGGAUGCUGAUUUCGAGAGCCCCGGGAUGCAGUCUGUGGCACAAUUGAAUGGGUUUUAAUUCGCACAGGGUCUCCAGUUCGGGUAGAUUCGUGGCUUGUUUAAUUGGCAUUUGGGUUUGAUGGUUAAUUGCAUGUCCUCUUGUUUAGAUCUGCAUUUGUCAUGUGCAUCCCAUAGCACAAGGUUGCUGUGCGUUCCCUCUGUUCCCCUGAAAGUACAACAGCAACGUGAUUCAAGUUUCAUGCAUGUCAAUUAAUGGCAUUUUUAUGAUCUGUCAUGUUUCUGGAAUUAUCUGUUUAUGUCUGUUUUUGGAAUGCUUCCGCAGUGGAUUUCUUUCCAUGGUGCCCAGCUCAUUUCUUCCCCAUUUGCUGGGUGAUCGUUUGGGCCAUGCUUAUUCCUGAGGGGGAUGCAGAACUGCACAGCUGCGGGGCUCAGUCUGGAGGGCAGUUUUCUGGGAGUUCCCUUAGGUAGCCCGGAGUCUGCACAGCCGGUGUCUUUGUGGCUUUAAAAAAGAAGGUCUCUGUGCAGUGGCAU